Molecule: messenger RNA, 1820 nt
Organism: Amphibalanus amphitrite
Lineage: Eukaryota; Metazoa; Arthropoda; Thecostraca; Balanomorpha; Balanidae
Product: growth hormone-inducible transmembrane protein-like
Exons: 8
Coding region: 180-1172 (330 amino acids)
Cellular component (GO): mitochondrial inner membrane
Source: RefSeq, a predicted model, not a curated record
UUACUAGAACCAUUAUGCAAUAGAUAGCUCGAUACAAAAUAGACGCGACUGCGUUCGAAAUUGCGCAGUCAUGCUCUCGUGAGAUUUUUGGAAGUUUGUGGAUUGGCUAGGGGGAUUUUGAGUUGAUCUAAUUAAUUAGCUUUUUCAGAGGUCUAUAUCCAAGGCUGAACUCAACGACCAUGCUGCUGUCACGAGUCACGAUGCUGGUGGCGCCAUCCAGUCUGGCGCGCUCUGCUGCUCGGCUGCAGGUGGGCGCGCCGGCGCGCCGACUGCUCUCCAAUCAGGCGCGGACGGCCGAGACGCGGCGCGCCGCGCGCCGCGCCACGCUCGGACAGCGCGUCAUGGCGCCGGCCGGAGAGGGAGCAUUCACCGCCGGCCGGGGCCUGGUGGCCGGCGCCUCGGUGGUCGGUAUCGGAGCUCUCUGCUAUUACGGGGCUGGCCUCUCCAGCGAGAUGGGCGCCAUCGACCAGGCCGUCCUGUGGCCGCAGUACGUCCGUGAUCGUGUCAAGGCCACCUACAUGUACUUCGGCGCCAGUGUGGGUGUGACGGCGGCCUCAGCCGUGGCCAUCUUCCGUUCGCCGGCCAUGAUGAGACUGGUCACCAAAAAUAGCUGGCUGGCCAUCGGCGCCUCGUUCGCGGCUAUGAUCGGCUCGGGAAUGCUGGUCCGCUCCAUCCCGUACCAGGAGGGUUUCGGCACCAAGCAGAUGGCCUGGCUGCUGCACUGCGGCGUGAUUGGCGCAGUGGUGGCGCCGCUGGCCAUGCUUGGAGGUCCCCUGCUGAUGAGGGCUGCCUGGUACACCGCCGGCGUGGUGGGCGGCCUCUCCACAGUGGCGGUUUGUGCUCCCAGUGAGAAGUUUCUCAACAUGGGCGGCCCGCUGGCCAUCGGUUUUGGCGUGGUGUUCUGCGCUUCGAUCGGCAGCAUGUUCCUGCCGCCCACCACGGCCCUGGGUGCCGGAGUGUACUCGCUGGCAAUGUACGGUGGACUGGUACUCUUCAGUAUGAUGCUGCUGUACGAUACACAGAGGAUCAUUAAGAAGGCUGAGCACUAUCCCAUGAUCGCCCAGAAGCCGUUCGACCCCAUCAACGCUUCGGUGUCGAUCUACCUGGACACGAUCAACAUCUUCAUGCGGAUUGCCAUGAUCCUCGCCGGCGGCGGUGGCCGGCGGAAGUGAGCCACGUGACUGAAAACUGAGCCGUGAUUGGUGUGUGCUGGCCAAUGGUGGACCGUGAUUGGCUGUGGCACGCGAGAGGCGGGGCCAAGCCCGACGCUGGCUGCUCUCAUUGGGCUGUCGGUGGCCGCCCGUGAUCUGAUUGGUGGAAUCAAGGAUAUUCUACGCUCGUGAUUGGUCGAGGACGAAUUCAUGUUACCUGCCGAGCGAAGAUACAAGCGAACGAACGUUUGCGAUGUUUUCUCAGUCCUUCGUGGCCCAGGGGCCAGGAGAGUUAAAUUGUCUGUUGGUUGCUAUGUAGCAGGUAUCAUAGCCUAGUCUCUCCCAGUGAAGAAUUUGGCGCUUUAUUCAUUUGGCGUAUUGGAUUGUUCUGCUUGGCCACAGAACUGUAAGAUAUUGCCAUUUUUAAGUCUAACAGCUUAUCUUAGGCAGGAAGAUGCAGAGGUUGAUCGAUCGAUGUCUGCAAAGCCAAAGGCCUAAGCUAAAGCUAUGCGAUCGAUGAGGAGCUAGUAAUUAGUGUACUUGCUUUGUGUUACGGGGCUUCGAGUCAAUUCGGCACACCAAGCUUCGUGUGCAUCCCAGUGCAGUAUGUGUAUGAAGUGUUAUGUUUGUGCUCUCGAGGAUUUCCGAAAUAAAUUACCCAAAAUCCGA